Messenger RNA from Coccinella septempunctata (seven-spotted ladybird), 1167 nucleotides. RefSeq lists its product as uncharacterized. NCBI's taxonomy places the organism in Eukaryota, Metazoa, Arthropoda, Insecta, Coleoptera, Coccinellidae. The record is from RefSeq and is a predicted model, not a curated record. Bases 57 to 692 code for a protein of 211 amino acids. The transcript has 2 exons.
GUGUGAUAGGUAAGGUGCAUAAAAAGAUCGAAAACAUUGGGUCCUGGCUAAUUUUUAUGAACAUGCCGAUAUCGAUAUUUCCGCUUUUCCUGGUUGUGGGCGUCGCCUGGACCUUCCCGUGGAAAUUCCCCACGCGUAGCCAUGGAAACGACGCCUUCUUCGAGCCAAUAAUGAGCCGGUCUGAGAUCAAGAGGGUCUGCGUGGAGCUGUGCAUGUCCGGGCUGGGUGGAGAAGCCUGCGGAGACGACUGCGUGGACCUGUCGCCACUGACUGUCACUUUCCAGUCAGAUCCUGCAGGCGAUGCGGUGCGGAACAGGAGCGUGCCGGUCGGCAGCCCGCGCUCGGACUCGUGCCCUGUUCUGUGUGCGAACGGCCUAGGUUAUCCUCUGUGCAGCUGCAGGAACUCCAAGAGCAAACCUGCGAAUUUCGUGCAAGUCUGUGGUCAUUUCUGCCUGAGCUACGACUAUCAAGUUUUCGGCUGUCAACCCUGUGACGUCUACAGAAACCUGCAGAAAGUCAAGGACAUGUCUUACCUGUUGCCCAGCAAUGUCUCGUCCGGUUACCUGAUGGUGGGGAUGGUCCACGAGAUGAGUCCGUACUGGAUCCAGUGGUGCAUCGAUAAAUGUUCUGAGGGUGAAGGUGGAUCGGCCUGCAAUUGUGAUAAACCCAUAAUGGCCACCAUGACCAAAUAACAUCGCUUGUUCUGGCUCACAUGAGUAAGAAAGUUUCAACCAUUUUAAAUGUAUGAUACAAUCAAUGCAAUUUCAAUAAUGUCAAAGAGCACCUAUUUUUGGAGCAGCACAAUACCUGCUUUAGCAAAUUUGAAAGCAGGUCCAUGUGAGAUAUACUAAAUAUUCUUUUUAUUCCAUGAUGUUUAACAGCUAGGUUGAGAUAUGCUUCAUACAUAGCAUAAAUGAGUGAAAAUAUAGGGGGUUUAUAAAGGUACAGAUGUAAUGACUUAGCCUUAGCCAAUAAUUCAUGUUCAUUCGGUGUUAGAAAGCUCUGUGUUUAGUUAAGAAUAUUAGGCACUUUUAUUGAUGUUGAUUAAACAUAGAUGGUACGACAAUUUUAUUACUAUUAAGUUUAAAUAUUCCUCUAUAUGAAAUUGCUUUUCGAGAGUUAUCACAAUAAGUAAGGCACAUUGUUCAAUAAAUUCGUGAAAUAUUA